AUGCCAGUCGACACGUCUUCCCGUUUGAGCCUGUUGCGCAAACGCAUGACGCAACAUGGCCUUUCUCACUAUGUCAUUCCAAGCGAGGAUGCACAUGCCUCAGAGUACACGGCCGCCUGCGAUGAGCGCCGCGCCUAUAUCUCCGGUUUUGACGGGUCAGCGGGCUUGGCCAUUGUUGGCACGAAAGAGGCCUUCCUUUUCACUGAUGGGCGGUACUUCAACCAGGCUGCCCAUCAGCUUGAUCGCAAUUGGACGCUCAUGAAGCAAGGUAUGCCAGAGGUGUCGACAUGGCAAGACUUUCUCAUCAAGAACGCUGGCCCAAAUGUGCGUGUUGGUAUCGAUGCUUCUGUCAUUCCAUACAAAGAGGCACUUCAGCUCAAAAGUGCGCUUACGGCAAAGAGUGCAGAUCUGGUGGGCUUCGAAGGGAACCUGGUGGAUGAGGUUUGGGAGGGCCGCGACUCGCCACUCGCUAAUCCGAUCACCAUUCAUCCGACAGCUCUUGCCGGCGCAAGUGUAUCUGACAAGCUUGCAGCGUUGAGGUCAACUUUGAAGAAGGCAGGCGCACUCGCCUUUGUCUUGUCAUCUGUUGAUGAAGUAGCUUGGCUGUUCAACCUUCGAGGAUCGGAUGUGCCCUUCAACCCAGUGUUCUUCUCGUAUGCCAUCGUCACGAUGCACGACUCGUCACUCUUUCUACGGGCAGAGCAAACUACCGAUACUGUGCGCCAAGCUCUGCCUCAAGAGACGGUCAUCAAGCCGUACGCCGAGAUUCUGGCUGCUUGCGGCGCGCUUGGCAAGCUGGAUGGCAAGGUGCUCAUCAGUGCACGCGGAUCAUGGGCACUAGCGACGGCUAUUGGCAAUCAUGUCGAUACCAUUCGCUCGCCUGUAGCAGAUGCGAAGUCCAUCAAAAACAAGACUGAGUUGCAGGGCAUGCGGCAGUGUCAUGUUCGAGACGGUGCUGCUUUGGCUGAGUAUUUACAAGAGCUUGAGGUCAUGGCGCAGUCGAAUGCCUCGAUUGACGAAGUGGAUGCAGCCUCCAUCCUCGAGAACAAGAGACGUAAGAGGGAUCAUUUCGUUGGUUUAUCCUUCCCGACCAUUUCGAGUACCGGUGCAAACGGCGCUGUCAUCCACUACAAACCAGAAAAGGACUCUUGCUCAGUCAUCGACUGGACCAAGAUUUACCUCUGUGAUUCUGGUGCACAGUACAAAGACGGAACAACUGACAUUACACGCACCUGGCAUUAUGGCACACCUACGGCAUUUGAACGGCGUGCCUUUACAUUGGUUCUCAAAGGGCACAUUGCCAUUGCAACAGCCGUCUUUCCACGAGGAACGACAGGCUAUACGCUAGAUACAUUGGCUCGGCAGUACCUCUGGGCAAAUGGGCUCGACUACUUCCACGGGACCUCGCACGGUGUGGGUUCCUAUCUGAAUGUUCACGAAGCGCCGCUUGGUAUUGGCACCCGAAUCACAUUCGAUGACCUGGCUUUCUCACCUGGCAAUGUAAUUUCUAAUGAGCCUGGUUUCUACAAGGAUGGUGCAUUUGGCAUCAGGAUUGAAAAUAUCAUUGCCUGCGAGACUAAGGAGACGGCGCACAACUUUGGCGAUCGGGAGUACCUUGGCUUUGACACUAUUUCCUUUGCUCCGCUGUGCAGGAAUCUGAUUGAUGCCUCGCUGCUGUCUGUGCAAGAGCGUGCGUGGAUUGACGAGUACCAUGCACAGGUACUGAAUUGCCUGGGGCCUGAAGUGCAGGAGCAAACGAGGGACUGGCUCAAGCGGGAGUGUGCUCCUCUGUGA
Molecule: messenger RNA, 1794 nt
Organism: Protomyces lactucae-debilis
Lineage: Eukaryota; Fungi; Ascomycota; Taphrinomycetes; Taphrinales; Protomycetaceae
Product: peptidase M24, structural domain-containing protein
Exons: 3
Coding region: 1-1794 (597 amino acids)
Molecular function (GO): metalloaminopeptidase activity
Source: RefSeq, a predicted model, not a curated record